Spea bombifrons (plains spadefoot toad) is the source of this 2118-nucleotide messenger RNA. RefSeq lists its product as uncharacterized. Lineage: Eukaryota; Metazoa; Chordata; Amphibia; Anura; Pelobatidae. The transcript has 11 exons. Gene Ontology annotation, molecular function: oxidoreductase activity, acting on the CH-OH group of donors, NAD or NADP as acceptor; O-methyltransferase activity. Bases 118 to 1689 code for a protein of 523 amino acids. The record is from RefSeq and is a predicted model, not a curated record.
GUCCCCUUCGGGGCUAAUUCUGAAGACCACUAGGAACGUGAGAGGCUUAUUCAAUCCCGCGGAUACACGUGAGUCCCCAGCAAGCCACAGACGGCUCAGAAAGAACUUGAUCGAAUCAUGUUGAACCCCACAGACACACCUCUGGACACCCUCUCUAGUUAUAUCAGUAAAAUUGCAGAUCUGUGCAAGAAAAAUGACAACUUGCCCCAAGAACUUCAAGCCUUUCUAGAAAAAGCUUCUUCUAUUAUCAGCGAGUUGACACCCUCUACGGCAGAAGUAAGAAAUGAGGAGACAGGAUCCCCUGGGGCUAUAUACAGAAACACAGCGGAAGCAGCUACAGAAGAUGUCAAACCUACAGACAUUCAAGUCUACAAAAUGCUUCUACAGCUCACCGGAGCCAGAGAUAUUCUCCACCUUCCCGAAUGUCCCAGCGCGACAGUGUUGUCCUUGGGUGACUUAUUGCCAGAACAUGGAAAGCUAGUUCUACGAACAUCAGAACAAUGUAGAAACGAGCUGGGGGAAGUUUUACUUCGGGAGAAAAAGAUUCACGCAAAAAUAGGAUCGACAGCUGACAUCUUGAAGGAAUUGCUGGCUUCGGGCGAACAGUUUGACAUGGUUUUUAUUGGCGACGGGGAGGAAAAUCACAGAGCCUAUUACAACCUGGUUAUAGGCGGCAACAUGUUAAAAAGGAAUGGUAUUAUCUGUUUGCAAAACACGAGUACGAAAGAGGAGAGGAGCCAAACACACAUCAACGGUGCCAGGAAUGUGACAAAUGUAAUUAACGAAGACCCUGACGUGGAACAGGUAAUUUUACCCACAGAUUGCGGGAUUACGGUUCUCAAAAGGAAGCCUGUGUCUUCUGUCCGGGACGGGGAGAAAGGAAUUGUGAAAGAUGAUGUGUUUUGGGGCUAUAACAGACGUUGCAUACUGGACCGUCUUUGUUUGGACGGGAAGGUGGCCUAUGUGACCGGAGGAGGCCAGGGAAUCGGAAGGGCAUUUGCCCACGCUUUGGGGGAAGCUGGAGCUAAGGUUGCCAUUGUCGACAUGGUGCUCGAAAAAGCCGAGGCGGUCGCAUAUGAAUUACAAUUAAAAGGAAUCAAAUCAGUUGCUAUGGCAGCUGAUGUCAGCAAAGAAGAAGAUGUAAGACGAAUCGUGGCCACAGUUGUGGCUAACUGGGGCAGAAUUGAUAUAGCGUGUAACAAUGCGGGCAUUAAUAUGAAUUCUGCGAGCGAAGAUACCACCUUAGAAGAAUGGGACAAAACAUUUAAUGUGAACCUGCGAGGCUUGUUCAUGUGCUGUCAGGCUGCGGGUCGCGUAAUGUUGAAACAAGGAUACGGGAAGAUAAUUAACACCGCGUCUAUGGCAAGUUUAAUAGUUCCUCAUCCCCAGAAGCAGUUGGCAUAUAACACAUCAAAAGCUGGAGUGGUGAAACUAACGCAGACUUUGGGAACAGAAUGGAUCGACAGAGGAGUACGAGUCAACUGUAUAUCACCUGGCAUCGUCGACACGCCGUUGAUCCAUACGGAUGCAUUAAAACCCCUCGUUGAGCGCUGGCUGAGUGAUAUUCCUGCAGGACGCUUGGCUCAAGUCACAGACUUGCAAGCCGCUGUUGUGUUCUUGGCAUCCGAAGCAUCAGAUUACAUGACAGGCCACAAUUUAGUCAUCGAAGGAGGCCAAAGUCUUUGGUAGACAGUAGCAUGGCGUAGUCUUAAUAACAGAGAUAAAAUAAAGAGCCAAGCGCUCAUAGAAACUGCACAUUAUUUUGUCUGCCAAUUGUCUUCAUUAACACAAAACAGGAUUAAUAUCGUAACAUUAUUUGAAUGAUAUCAUGGAAACAAUAUACUGUGUAAGUGACCUUGUUGAAAGCGAUUUGUUGCUUCCCCGUGCUUUGGGGAGGCGUGUAAUUAGCUUAUGUCAUAUCAUAACGGGAUAACGGAUAGAAUUUUAUACCGUUAGAUAAUAAUCCAUGAUUAGCCGUACUGUUUAUUUAGCAUAUACUCAAGAGAACCCCAGCACUCGUUUUGCCCGUUGUAUUUGAUAUUUUUAUUCAAUUGUACAGAAAGUAGUUAUCGUUAACCUCUUGUGUUUUUGUGAUACAUUAAAAGUGUUCAACUGCAA